Molecule: messenger RNA, 3010 nt
Organism: Menidia menidia (Atlantic silverside)
Lineage: Eukaryota; Metazoa; Chordata; Actinopteri; Atheriniformes; Atherinopsidae
Source: the annotation of a GenBank genome assembly
CGCAACAGACGCGCUGAGCAGGGAGGAAACAGAAGAGGACACAGAGAAGGAGUGGAAGGUGCUGCUGCUCUUAAACAGUCUUCUUCGUGAAGCUCUCUUUUCUGCCAGCAGUGCCCCCCCCCCUGCAGUUGAGGCUGUGGCAUGAGCCUAUGUGGCAGGAAGGCACUGACGUUGCUGAGCAGCGUUUUUGCUGUGUGUGGCCUGGGCCUGCUGGGGAUCGCUGUGAGCACCGACUACUGGCUCUACCUGGAGGAGGGAGUCAUUCUCCCUCUCAAUCAAAGCACAGAGAUGCGCAUGUCCCUCCACUCCGGGCUCUGGAGGGUUUGUUUCUUAGCUGGGGAAGAGAAAGGAAGGUGUUUUACCAUUGAGUAUGUGAUGCCCACAAACGUACAGAUGACCUCUGAAUCUACUGUUAGUGUACUCAAAAUGAUUCGCUCUGCUACACCCUUUCCUCUGGUCAGCCUCUUCUUCAUGUUCAUUGGUUUUGUACUCAGUAACAUCGGCCAUAUUCGCCCACAUCGCACCAUCCUGGCCUUUGUUUCUGGAAUCUUCUUCAUCCUUUCAGGUCUCUCUCUGGUUGUUGGUUUGGUGUUAUACAUCUCUAACAUUAAUGAUGAAAUGCUGAACAGGACCAAAAGUAAUGAGGCCUACUUCAGCUACAAGUAUGGCUGGUCGUUUGCCUUUGCUGCCAUCUCUUUCCUGCUCACCGAGACGGCUGGUGUCAUGUCAGUGUACCUUUUCAUGAAGCGCUACACGGCAGAGGAAAUGUACAGACCCCACCAGGGAUUCUACCGGCCCCGCCUCAGCAACUGUUCAGAUUACUCCGGCCAGUUCCUUCAUCCGGACGCCUGGGCUGGACGUGGUCGCAGUCCCUCCUCCAUCUCCUCCGAGGCCUCCCUCCAGAUGAACUCCUCCAACUACCCAGCCCUUCUCAAGUGUCCUGAGUAUGAACAAAUGUCCUCCUCACCCUGCUGAGGGGGAGUGCUGGCACAGUGUUAGCACUUUGGGCAUCAUUUGAUCUGUCUGGAUUUUGGCAUAUAUUUGUCCAGUAAUUUCACAUUAUCCAGCUUGAAGAGUUCACUUCAAGUCCUUUGAAAAUGACUUGAUUUACUUCUCCUCUCCAGAGCUGACCUUUAUUAACAGUUUUUGGUUCUGUAAAUACAAUAUUAGUUAAAGGUUAGCCAGUUUGUUCCUAGAGUUUUUUUCAGGCAAAUCAGUUUCAACAUUAGACAGAAAAUAAUUUGGCUAGACUGAACUUUGAUCUGCUUUUGCCAUUCUUUUUAGUGGUUUCGAGAUGGUUAUCAAUGAGCAGUAUUUUUUGGGUUAGUACUGGGCGGGUAAGUGUAAAAAAGAGAUGCUGACCUUAUUGGUUUGCAACCAAACAUUAGAAUAGGAAUAUCUGUUUAGAGAGCAGCAGUUAAUGUAGGAAAUCACCUAUGGUACACCUGUCAAAUAAUUAUUCCUGGGGCUCAGUUAUUAAAAAAAUUGUUUUCCCUUUAUCUGAUUGUUUUGGAGAAGGUUGCACGGAGAUCUGAAGCCAUAGCUGUUCUACUGGUGUCCAGGUGUGAUUAUCUUUUCAGUACAGUGCAAAAACUAAGAAAGGUAUAAAGGAUGCAUAUGUCAGAAACUGAAAAUAAGAAAUCUGUAAUCGUAAAUGACAAACCAUUUUGAAUCAUUUAAAAAACUGAUAGUUUGAAAGACUGAGAGUUCACUAAAAACAGAUUUGUACUUAAUGUGAACGCAUUGUGUUUCCAAAAAAAUCUCUAAAUGUGAUUUAAGUCCAUUUGAUUUCAAGUAUUGAAGCCAGAAGUUUUUAUUCAAAAGCUGUAACUAAUCCAUUCAUAUGAGAUACAGUUUAAUGUAAAGGCCCAUAUGUGAAUUUCUUUGUGAUUUAACAUUAUCAUUGAGCCUCUUGUUGUACAUUGUUGUCAAGCAAAAAAAAACACUGUGCUUCAUAUGCACUCAUAACUAAUUAGUAGUUACAACGCAAGACAGAUGUAGAUUAGCAAAACAGUCAAUGGAAAAGCAAAGCAACAUAUUAAAAGAAAACAAGCAGUAGACAAAGAAUACUUUUUUAAAUUGGUGUUAAACUAGAGUUAUAGUUUAGAUAUGAUACGAGAGCCAAAUGAGAGAAGAUGAAGUUUUGGUACUUUUGUUUAAUGUGGAAUGUCAGUGAGUCAGUUGGUAUGAAACUUUGUUUUCAUAUGGAGUAAUUGUGAAUGUAAGAUUGUGUCACGGUAGCAAUGCAAAAUGAGAUUUUCUGCCUAAAGUACCUCUUCUAUUGAGAUAUACAGAAUAAACCUAAAUUACAGAUGGAUAUUUUUGUAAUUUACUCCCACAUAAUGAAAGUGUAUUCUUAAUAUUUAACAUAAAAUCAAUCAAGUUCUUUUGAGUGCCAAGGCAGGAGUUGUGCCUAGGUUAAGAGGCAAAUAAUUGAAUAGAUACAUUUCAUGCAGCAUUGAGUGUGAUUAAACAUAUUAUACAGAUACUUUGUGUCUUGUGCAAUCAUUUUAUGUUACUUUGAUCUUUUUCUAAAAUCAUAAGUAUCGUUUUUAUAUGAUAUUGCAUGAUGUGAACUCCACAUUAUAUUGACAAUAUAUAAGGUUUCAUCACUAGAUCAACUGACACAGACAAGUAAUAAUACAAAGUUUUGCCAACUUAAACUUACUCUCAAUUGUUGUUUUGGUAUGUUGACAUUUAAACAUUUUGUACAUUUGAAAACUGUAAAUACGAUCUCAUCGUUAUGUACAUAGACCGAUUUUUGUAUAAACAGCAGUGCAUAUAAAAAAACUAAAACUGUGGCUGUUUUGUUGUUGUGUUGAUCAUUCUGUAGAAUAUUUCACAGCUUCUUUGUCUCCUGCUUCACAGUGAGAGUGAGAGCUUUUGAAUAAUCUUAUGCUUUAUUAUAUGUAAAGUGCAUGGUAUCAUAGUCAGACACGAAACUAAAUCGAAAUACUAUAUGUGUAUUUUUACAGUCAUAUUCAUGAUGUUAAAUGUGCAAUGGAUGGUG